UUCUGCAAAUGUGAGCUCAUAUGCUGACUACGAACUGGAAGAAACAUUUUGGGAUGAGAGUCAGGAAACAUUUGAUAAUGAAGCUACUUUGUCUUUCAAUGACACACUUAUAUCUUCAAAUGCUACAACUCCAACAUUUGAAGACUCCCUGACAGAUGGCGUGAACACCUCCGAACAUUUCAAUUUUACGGGAAAAGGAAGACUGAAGCGAUUCCCAAUACAACCGACGUCAUAUUCACAGUAUGGAUUGCCUCCAGAUCCUCUACCGCCAUACGGAUUACCAAUGUAUGUUCUACCGCCAACACCACCAUUACUUCCUCCUCCGCCACCGUCUCCGCCUCCACCACCACUGUCUCCAUAUGCUUUGCCAUCGCCACCACCACCUCAUCUUUCUCACAACUUCCGCCCUAUUUUACAUGAUAUCUGUCCACCUUUAGCUGGUACUUGCGCGCAAUGCAUUACUGAUAUCAAUCUGUUGCCAACCAGCAUUUGCUACUUCUCUGUGGCUUCCCAAGAGUACCUGCUCAUUACCCAUGAGGCUGCUUUCAGGACAGAUGGCCCUUUGCUUGGCAAGAUAUCACUCUCGAUACAUACUAUUCUUGUACCAGGUGAUAGGAUUACCGAAAGUAUUGUUCCGAAUCUUUUGAAAGCCUGCCAUCCCGAACCUUCUCCAGUUCUAGCGGAACCUCCUUAUAAACCACCUCCUCCGCCCCCGCCUCUUUAUGGACCACCUCCUCCACCGCCACCUCCUCCUCCCCCACCAUUGUAUGGUCCACCCCCUCCUCCGCCACCCCCACCUCCGUAUAAACUUCCGCCUCCACCCCCUCCUCCUCCUCCCCCACCUCCUCCUCCACCCCCACCUCUUUACGGACCACCUCCACCGCCACCGCCUCCUCCACCACCUCUAUAUAAACUUCCUCCACUCCCACCCCCGCCUCCGCUCCCACCCCCUCCUCCACCCCCGCCUCUUUAUGGACCACCUCCACCGCCACCUCCUCCUCCACCACCUCUGUAUAAACUUCCUCCACUUCCACCACCGCCUCUUUAUGGACCACCACCUCCGCCACCGCCCCCUCCACCACCACCGCCUCCCCCUCUGUAUAAGCUUCCGCCUCCACCACCUCCUCCACCCCCGCCUCCUCCACCACCACCUCCUCCUCCACUCCCACCCCCGCCAUUGUAUGGUCCACCACCUCCUCCUCCGCUCCCGCCUCUUUAUGGAUUACCACCUCCGCCACCACCUCCUCCACCGCCUCCACCCUUGUAUGGUCUACCUCCUCCGUUGCCGUUACCUCCUCCUCUUCCACUUCCACCACCUCUGCCUUUAUAUCCACCCAUCCUUCCCCCCAAAGCAAAACCCUUACCUCUUUUGCCACUUCCUUUACCACCUGAACUCGCCAAGUGUUUGCUUCCUCAGACUUGUCCGAAGUGUCUACCUUUGGCGAAAGCAGAGCUCAGUGCAGCAUACUGUUCUGCGGAUUUUGCUUUGCUAGCCUUGCUCAAUAUUCCUGAUCUCGCCUUGCUGAAACCAGCAGCCAAAAAUUCUUAUGAUGGACCAUCCUGUUUGAAGUUAAGUGCUAAAAUCCUUUACGAUAUAUCCAAAGGUUUGGACCCCAAGUUGCUGAACCUCGAACUCCCGCUUUUACUGCCAGUGAACUGCAUAUGCCUUCCAAAAAUAAAAGGACCUGCAGUUGUGAUUCUGCUCGGCACUUAUGUUGCAUUACCAGCACCUCCUGCUGCCCAGCUGACAAAAGAUUUCACUCUAAUUCUCCUACCGGCACCUAGCAGUAUCACUCUUCCAAGCUGCCUUCCUGGCCCACCUGGGCCACCCAAACCUCCUCCACCUUUACCGGGAAUAGCCUGUCCUACAUAUAUGCCAGCAUCGUGUCCUACUUGUGUUCCUGCAUUAGAUCCUCAGCUAUUUUCUCUUUUCUGCACUGCCAAAUUGGGUUUAAUUACGGAACUUUUGGAGGCAGCUCCUCUCGUUCCUACUUUAGCCGCAAAUCCUGUGGUAAAAAUCAUCUCUUCUAAGACACAGUACGAAAAGAGAGUGACAAUAAAUGUAUUAGCUCCACCCAAUAUGUGUAUUCAUGGAUUCUUAAAAGUCCUACAGACCGUCGCUCCUCUGCCUCAAGGAUACACAUCUCCGUCUGCUCUUCAGUUUUUUUCACUGUCUGCUUGUCCCUGCCCUCUCCUAGGAGCACCGCCUGGGACAAUAUUGUUGAUUUUUAGUGCAAAAUUGCCGCCAUUUCUUCCCAGUGGAGCUCUUCCUCUCUCACAGGAUAUAUUUUUAGUUCCGCUUCCUCCUGGCACUCCACUAAUAUCAUGUGCACCGCCUCCCAUCCUUCCACCACCUCCAUUUCUACCUCCAUAUGGGCCUCUUCCACCACCACCACCACCUCCUCCUCCUCCUCCUGUAUAUAGUCUUCCUCCUCCACCACCACCACCUCCUCCCCCACCACCUCCGCCUUUAUAUGGGCCUCCACCACCACCCUCCACCCCCGCCACCUCCUCUGUAUAA
Molecule: messenger RNA, 2521 nt
Organism: Stegodyphus dumicola
Lineage: Eukaryota; Metazoa; Arthropoda; Arachnida; Araneae; Eresidae
Molecular function (GO): serine-type endopeptidase inhibitor activity
Source: RefSeq, a predicted model, not a curated record